GCAUCUGCCUUACCACUCGUAACUGUACCAUGGUCAAUAAGAAGAUACAGCGUCAGAUAAACAUGGUGACAUGAACGGAACUGUUUCUCACUUAGCAGCUGAGAGUUUCGCGACAUGAGUGCUUCCGGUUGUAAAGAACGACAACAACUUUAAUUGGGUUAAAAGAUUAGAUAAGUGCCACAAGGCCUCGCACCGUGGCGUGUUCAUAAUACUUUAUCAUCUCAUUUUGGUAAAUAAAUAGCAUAGUGAUAAUAAUGUGAAUAGUAGUCGGGAAACAUCAGAUAUAUUGAAACCGAAAGCAAGACGAGGGCGUAUAUCUGUGAUCGUGCAGUUCUUUAGAAUUCCAUUCCAUAUAUAAUAAUAUCAUUGACGAGAAACUUAAAGACAUAUACAACUGUCAUCAAAAGAAUCUUUCAAUUUCACACUUCAAAUAGUCAGAUUUGACUGCUACAUCCACGCGUGGAAAUUGAUCAACGUUUAAGGCCUGAUAAGUACACACAAUGAUUACGAUGUACUUGCAAGUGUUUGGAAUUAUGGCGAUGUAUGUCGUGUCUUUAGUAGCUGGUGGUGAGCAAAUUCCGAAGAUCGCUCGAAAUAACGCUCUUGUUGUGCCAUACGGUAGGUCCGCAUGGCUUGACCCACAAGAGCAUUUGUUUAUUGAAGUUCCUAAGAGAUGUCGGUGUGAGGUCACCGUGGUUCGUGAUGAUCCACUUGCGGAGAGAACCGGUUAUUUAACACCGGAUGAAUUUUCUUGUCGAUUUUCCCAAGGCAAAGUAAAAUACGUCCACCUUGGUUCAAAAGCACCAAGUGAAGAUUUCGUGAAGUUGAGUGUCCGACUUGAUUGCCCGACCAGCACAUUUCUUCGUCGUAUUGCUUUGGAAGUAAACGUGAAUUUUGUGCCAAUGAAUAUAGUUCAGAUAAAAAAGGAUCUGAUCGUAAGUGAACCUGGCCGUGUCUCAUCAGCUAUCGACAGUCAAAUAUUGGAGUUUACUUACGAUCAACAAAGCACAAAAGAUUGUCGGAUAGUAAUUCGUGACUCAGAAAAAGGACUGCCUCGCUAUGGUGAGUUGCUCAAUGCCACAAUGGCUCUUAGAAAAAUGAUAAAUUGUACCGCUUUCCUUGCUGCGGAUGUACGCUACAAGCACACGAGAGGAGCUUUAUCGUCAAACAGAGACUACAUUCCCUUGCUGGUAGAAGUUCUUUUGGAAAAUGGCCAACGCGAGGUGGAACACUUUCAACUAGCUGUGAGGAUAAUGGGUGCAAGAAAAAACGAACGACCAAAGGCCUCUUUUCAGGCUUUAGAGUUAAUGUCAGUGGAUCAACAUGUCACAACGCUGAUCACCACCGAUGUUCUUGAUGCUGAAGAUAAAGAAACCAAUGCGGACUAUUUAAUAUUCAAUAUUACUAAGCCACUAAUCCCCGAGAAAGGUUACAUUGUUAACACUGAUGAUCUUUACACCCCAAUUACAUCCUUUUAUAGAAAGGACUUAAAGGAAUUGAAAAUUGCUUACAAGCCUCCGUCGAAAAUGAUCAAUUUUAGGCAAACCUUAGAGAUUUUGUUUGAAGUGAUCGAUGCAGAAGCACUGCAUUCUUUGCCUAUACGUUUGUUGAUUGAAGUUCGACCUAGAACCACGUUAGCUCCGAUAGUUACAAAAAACAAGGAACUUGUGCUUUUCGAGGGUCAAUCAAGAAUUAUCUCAUCACAAGGAAAUUUGGAAGUUAUCGAUAAGGAUAACAUAGAGGACGUGAAGGUUCAAGUUGUUGGCGGAUUACGUCAUGGUGAGUUGUAUGUGAAUGGUAAGGCAGCAAGUACUUUUACACCAGCUGACUUGGAUAAUGGAACUAUACUUUAUCAACAUGAUGAUUCAGAUACAUAUAGCGACAAUAUCAUAUUGAACGUCACUGAUGGAGAACACCACGUCGAAUUUGUAUUUGUGAUCAACAUCAUGAGUGUGGACGAUCAAAUGCCUAUUUUGGUGGCUAAUACUGGGUUAGAACUAAUAAAAGGCCAACAUGCAAUAAUUGACGAGCACUCUUUGAAAGCUUUUGAUGUCGAUUCUGAUACCAGCAAAAUAGAAUUUCUCGUCGGAUCUCAAUUGCAGCGCGGUGCAUACUGGGUAGAAGGAAUGGGUGAACCGGGUCUUCAAGCUGGACUUUUGAUGCUUCGGCAAACGGAAACACCAAAAAAUCCAGAUUUGUGGUGGAAUAGAGGGGCUCACUGGGUAAGAAGCAACAUCAAUUCUUUUACACAGGAGGAUAUACAGAAAAGAAGAUUGUAUUAUGUGCACUCUGGCACUGAAAUAUUCGAAGACAGAUUUUAUUUUCAAAUGACAGACAAUGCAGAAAAACCUAAUCAGUCUAGUCUAAAGGUUUUCAAAAUUUUCAUAAAACAACACGAUAAGAAGAGUCCAAAGUUAGAUACGGAUAGUACGUUGCUGCUUGAGGUUAGAAAUUCCAACUUGGUUAAACUCACAAGAAAAAUGAUAUGGUAUACAGAUGAGGAUUCGAAUGAUUUAGACCUUUUUUAUACAAUUGACAAAGCUCCUCACUUCCUGAAUUCAGGUGAAAAUGAAACAGCGGAUGCUGGACACAUUGUUUCCAGCGAUCAUCCCGAAAAAAUAUUGUCUACCUUUACACAAAGAAUGUUACGACACCACAAAGUGGCAUACAAACCACCAUCUGCACUUUACCGUCACACAGACAUUUACAUAAAGUUUCAUUUCACAGUUUAUGACCCAGCUCGUAAUAAUGUGACAAAGCAAAAAUUUUACAUUUUGCUUUCAGCUGAUGUAAGUCACACCGACCGUGAGAGAGUUUUUACUCUCUACUUUGAUAAUAAUGGAAAAGUGCUUUUACCUACGAAGCAGAACUUGAAAUGGCAGCAAUUUACUAUUGAUGCUUUGCCAGCAAGUGGAGCGCUGUACAAAAGUGGACGAAGACUUGACAUUUCUGAUAGCUUCACAAUUGAGGACAUCGAAAAUCAGAGAAUUCUCUUUGUACCACAAAAAACCAACAAUGACGGAUCAGAUCAGAUUAGAGUAAGGAAAUUCAAUGGAAAGAAAAUGGCAACUUUGCACAUUCAGGCGGCCUCGCAGCACAAAACGACGGACACACGUGCAAGAAACCAGCACCCACCCACAUUAGUAAGAAAUGCAGCAAUCAGCGUCGAGGAGGCGGGCUCAGCGUUCAUUACCAGCCAAGAGCUUCAUGCGAACGAUCCUGACUCAAACGAUUUGGAAUUGCUUUUUAUGGUAAAUUCACUUCCCACGCAAGGUCACAUAUUGGUCAACGGAAGCAUUGCAAACAGUUUUACACAAGAGGAUAUAAUGAAUAAUCUCGUAAUGUAUUUACACGACGCCCGGGAGAUAGGUGUGAAUGAAGCGCACGAUAACUUCAACUUAACCAUGACUGAUGAUCCUGAUGGUCUUUUGAUAAGCGAAUUCCACAGAGUUGCAAUCAAGUUCAGCGUGCGAAUCUCGCCUGUUGACGAUAAAAAACCGAUGAUCAAAGUCAACAGCUCUCUCGAAGUUUUGGAAGGCGAGAAGGCUCCUUUGACAACAGACAGACUGAUUAUCACUGAUGAAGAUACCGUACCCGAUGAUAUUGUGUGUAGUAUCGACGUUUUACCUGAGUAUGGAUAUUUCGAAAACAUCGCACCAUUGCCUGGAAUGGAACAGUCACAAGUCGGUAUUCCAAUAAUGAACUUUGUCGUCCGUGAUCUAAUAAGUCAAAGAAUCAAUUAUGUUCAAAAUAGACAUCGAGGAGUCGAACCAAAAUCAGAUAUGUUUGCGUUCUCUUGUUCUGACGGUCUAAAGGACUCAACGCGUCAUAUGAUGAUGAUUCAUAUUAGAGGACAAAAUGAUGAAAUUCCAGAAUUAUUUCUGAACAAAUUUCAGCUUGAAGAAGGUGGAAGAAAGACAAUUAGUUCCGUGUUAUUGAAUAUAGACGACGGUGAUGUUCCUAAAGACAUUUUGACUCUAAGAUUGCUGAAGUCACCAAAACAUGGUGACGUUUUAGACCAGUCAAAAACCCCUUCAGAGAGUAUACGUAGCUUUUCUUUUGAAAAAAUACGUCGAAAUGAAAUAGCUUACGUUCACGACGAUUCAGAAACCAACAGAGAUGUCUUAGCGUUUUUGCUUACGGACGGUAUUCAUGAAGUGAGAAAAGAUGUCGUCAUCAGCAUUCUUUCCAUCGAUGACGAAACGCCACGUCUCGUGACCAACAAUGGGAUGAUGCUGAGGAGCGUUGGCGAAACUCGAAUGGUAUCCUCACAAAUGCUGCUUGCAGAAGAUGACGAUUCUGACAAUUUUAACUUGACUUAUAAAUUGCGAAAGAUUCCGGAAAAAUCACAGUUGAUGCUUUAUGGACAAAAUACUCUUCCUCGUAAUCUGACCAAAGGAUCAAAAUUCAAACAAAGUGAUAUUAAUCGUGGGUUGUUGUUUUAUACAGAUAUGUCUUUGUUUCCUUCUACACAAAAAGAAAUAAUUUUUGACGUGACAGAUGGCAGGAACACUUUGGUCAAUCAAGUGUUUUAUAUAUAUUUCAAACCCAAAGAUAAAGUCCACCCAGUCGUAAUAAGCAAAGGAAUCAAUCUGAAGAAAGGCACAUCAAUUACUUUAACUACCAAUGUCAUAACAAGUACAGACGUGGACAGUCCUGACGAAAAACUUGAGUACUACAUCACUCAGCCUCCAAAAAAGGGAAUAAUUGCAAUGGCUGGUAGACCAACCGUUCCUAUUAGCAACUUCACUCAAGUCCAUUUAGCCGGUCUUAUGGUCAAGUACGUUCACACGAGUGAGGACGGCAGUAAUAUGGACAGCUUUCAAUUUGAAGUGAGCGAUGGUCGUCAUCAAGUGUUGAGGAAGUUUUACAUUUCGCUUGUAGAUGGCGACAACACACGAUCGACAAUCAAGUACAAUACGUUAACUUUGCUUGAAGGAGAGACAAAGGAAUUGACAUCAUUUGAGCUGCAAGCGCUAGAUCCAGACAACGCACCAAAUACUCUUGUUUACACCAUAACUCAAAUUCCUGUGAACGGCUUCAUCAAUAAAUUUGGUAAACCUGUCAUGACGUUUACACAGGAGGAUGUAAAUAACAACCUUAUAAGUUAUCAACACGACGGUUCGGACACAACCACUGAUUCAUUUUCAUUCACACUAUCUGAUGGCACGCAUUUGGACUACUAUGUCCUUCCAGAUACAAAGACUUUAACUCGUAAACCGCUGAAGAUUGAGAUCUUUAUACAACCGGUUGACGACAACACCCCGCAGAUUAUUAUCAAUCGAGGUGGAACGACACUUGAAAGAAUUCCAGGUGGAUCACUUGGGUUGUGUUUAUGCAAUGAUAUCCUUAAGGCUUACGAUCAGGAUAGCAACAGUUCUCAAGUAAUCUACUUCAUUUCAGACUUUCCCAAUUUUGGAAGACUAGUUAAUUUAGCCUAUGAGAGCAAAACUAUCUUCGAGUUCACCCAAAAGGAUAUUGAUGACAGUUUGAUCCACUUCGUCUUAGAAGAAAAUGAAGUCAAUGCGACCUCAGAUAGGUUUUUCUUUGAUGUCGUUGACUCUGGAAUGAAUGAACUAUCCAACCAAAAAUUUUCCUUCCAUUGGGCGCAUAUAUCGCUCGACCACACUGCUAUUCAAGUUAGUGAACUUGAUCGCUCAGUAACGAUAGGUUUGCUCAGAAACGGAUUUUUGGGCGAGUCAUCUUUUGUUAGCAUUCGAACUGUGGACAAAACAGCAAGAAUCAACGAGGAUUUUGUACCAAAUUCAGCCGACCAAGUUCAAUUUAAUCCUGGUGAGAGGUAUAAAACGUGGACCAUUCUUCUCAUCGACGAUGAUUUGUACGAAAACAAUGAGCAUUUCAUUGUCGAGAUUCAUUCACCAGUAAUGGCAGUGAUAAGUGGGAGAAGAAAAACAAAAAUAACUAUAACUGAUCCUGAAGAUAGAGCAGUGAUCUUCAUGUCCAAACUCAGACAAGAGGUUGAUGAAUUUGCUGGUGUGGCCAAUGUUGCACUUUACCGCAAAGGCGAUACAUCAAAGGAAGAUCAUAUUUGGUGUGUGACCCAAUCAGCUACCGCAGAUGGCACUCACAAAAAUGGAAUUCAAUCCUAUUCUGACUAUAUAAGCAAGUUCAAAGAUAAAACUGGCCUUGUCGUGUUUCAUACGGGUGAACGAGAAAAAAAUUGUUCUGUUCGAUUGAUUGACGACUCGCUUUAUGAAGAUGACGAGGAGUUUUCAGUUUCAAUUUUUCCUCGUUUUCAUUCCUUUAUCGAUCAUAAGUACAACUCGUCAACAGUGGUGAUCAAAGCUGACAAAAAUGAUGAACCUCGGUUUUUCUUUGAAAAAGCGAAAUACGUGAUUGACGAAAGCGCAGAUUUUUGCGAAGUUGCUGUGAAAAGAUUCGGCAGUGAUCUAUCUCAACCAUCGUCCGUAAUUGUUAGAUCAAGAAAAACAAAUCCACUUUCUGCGCAAGCAAAUAAGGACUAUAUUCCGGUGUCAAAAACGUUGUAUUUCCCACCUGGAUCGCAGACGAAAUCUGUGAGGAUCAUGAUACUUGACGAUCUUGGUUUACCUAUUCGGGAAGGUCUAGAAUCAUUUGAAGUUGUUCUUGCUUUGCCCAUCAGCGCACAUACUGCUAUCGACCAUACUGCUGUGAUUAUAAUAAACGACACACACUCGGAUUUGCCUACUAUACAGUUUCAAGAUUCGUCUUACAUAAUUAAUGAAGAAGACCGAAUGCUGACUGCAAUACUUGUGCGUAGCGGUGAUCUGUCAAAACGCUCUGCAAUACGAUGCUAUACAAGACAGGAGACUGCCAGUGCUGGAGUGGAUUAUUAUGAAAGAUCAAACACCGAUGACGACGUAGUAAUAUUUGAAGCAAAUGAGAAGACGCAAGAAUGUGUUGUUGCCAUUAUUGAUGAUUUGUUUUAUGAAGGAACGGAGCAGUUCGGUCUGGUUCUGGGACAAAGCCAGCUACAGCAUGGAUUUGGACAAAGUUUGAUUGGAAAGAGACGAUGGGCUGAAGCUAAAAUCAUUGAUAUCAAUGACCGAUCGGGUAUUGGAUUUUUGAAGAAACGACAUUUCAUCAACGAACCAAAACUAGAAGAUGACGAAAGGUUCGUGCGAUUGAUUGUGGCACGGACUGGGGAUACAUCAAAAACAUCUAAAGUUCGACUAUACACGAAGGAUGGUUCUGCAAAGGCCGAUGAAGAUUUUGCACCUUUAAGUAAAGUUUUGACUUUUGAGAAGAAUGAAACAAUCGUGGAAGUAAAAAUAAAAAUCCUUCAUGAUGAAGAGCGUGAAAUGAGAGAAGCGUUUACUGUUCAUCUUACGAGGGACAAGAACCGCGUGGCUAUAAUUGAUAAUGACAAGACAAUUGUAUACAUCGAGGAAAACCUUCACAGGACUGGUGUGACAUUUCCACUCAUUCCGACUGUGGUAUCUCUGAAAGAUUAUGACGACAUAAGCAAGGCUGAUGCUAAGCCUAUACAGGGUUAUCCUUUGAUAUGUGUUACGGCCUGCGAUCCCAAGCAUCCUCGGUAUUCUGAGACAGGUUCGUUAUGUAGUCGACAGUCUAUCGAUAAUGCAAAGACAUGGUACAACUGGGAGGUUGCCGCAGCGACGGGACCUGAUGGCGUUACGAGUGAUUUUCGAUCUAUUGAUUCUCAAACAUUCUUUGCGAGUACCUCAAUGAUAACAUUGGACAGUAUUUAUUUUGGUGCAGGUAGUCGUGUCCGUUGCACGGCUCGUGCUAUCACAUUUAAAAAUUACAAGGGUAUCGACUCGACCAGUGACCCAAUAACGAUAAGCCACACCAAUGGUCUGUGUUUACCACAAGAAGUUGGUGAUAUCGGAUCCGAGUCAUUCUCUGCUAAAAUCACCUACACUGGUUUGGAAAGUACGUCUUAUCCCAACAUGAUCCGUGUUCGUAUCUUGGUGCCUCACAUCGACGGCCUUCUUCCUGCAGUAUCCACGAAAUCGUUGUCCAACUUUGAGAUCACGUUAACCGCUGAUGCUUCGCGUCGCGGGCAACAUUUAUGCUCGAACCUUCUUGAUACCCAUGAAAUCCAAACAAAAAGUGGAUUCUUGACCGAUCAAGUAACUCAAAUGUCGAUUGCAACAGAACCUUAUCAGUACAGCAGUAAAUUACGUGGAGAAUCAACUCUACGUUUUUAUCGCAAUUUGAAUCUCGAGUCGUGUAUGUGGACGUUUGAGAACUAUUAUACAAUGUCUGAAUUAAUCAACAAAUGUGGUGGCAGGAUAUCAACUGAUGGUCAAGUGCGUGACCUUACGCGUUCCUAUUUGUCCGUACGUGUCCCUCUUUACGUGUCCUAUAUAUAUCAUUCUCCAAGUGCGCUUGGUGGUUGGAUGCAUCUUGAUCAUUCGUCCCAUCUAAAGAUGUCAUUCACUUACAAUACUGCGGUUGUAUGGAAAGACGGCAUUGGUCCACCUGAGGAUUCAGUUCUAAAAGGCUACUUAUAUCCAACAGGUGUUUUGAUCCGUCCACAAGACAAACGACUUGUAGUUAAAUUCAGAACUGUCGCUAGAUUUAGAGGAACGUUUAUUCUAUCGACUGAGGAUCAAAGCAAAAUCUCAAUGGUCAUUUCACCAGAUCAGCCAAACCUCAGCUUUCAAAUGACUUUACUUCGCAGUACACCAACGUACAACUCUCCGGAACAAAUGUGGGAAUUCGUGUCAGAGUUUGCUGUUCGUGAUUACAGUGGAACGUAUUAUGUCAAACUUAUUCCUUGCACUGUUACACAGAACGUGAAAUAUUCUACUCCCCUAACUUGCAAUCCAAGAAUGCCUAUUACGUUUACACUACCAAUCAGAUUUCAGCAGACAAGUGACCCGGAUGAAGUUGAGUUCAGCAUUCAAACUCAAUUCGUGUUGCUCUCUCGACGUGAUAUAUGGUUAUCUAACCAAACAAAUAAAGUGCUGGAGCAAUCCGAUGCAGCGUUUUCAUUGGGCUCAAUGAUCUACGGUCGUAUUAUGGUGGAUCCACAGCAAAGUUUAGGAAGUGCUUAUCGCGUAUCAGUUGAGAAAAUAUUUGUAUGCAGUGGUCUUGAUGGAUAUAUUCCACGGUAUAACCCAGAUAGCAAAGAAUAUGGUUGCCUUGCAGACUCAGAUCGUCUCAGUAAUCGAUUCAAAAUUUUGGACCGUGGGGCUCCAUACAUGAUAACACAAAAGUUUGGUGAUGUUCCCUUUGCCGCACAAUUAGCCGUUGAUGAUGAAAAUGCUCAAAGCUUGGUGAAGCAGCCCAACUCUGACGGUUUUAGCUUUAAUAGUUCUCCGUUAUUUGAAGUUGCUGGCGGUCGUCAAUGGUAUUUACAUGCAAUUUACACAAUCAGAUCAUACGGAAGCUCGAAGAGAGGCAUUGGUAAACGUAGUGCAGUCUCGCAUGAGAUUCAGACUUCAAGAAAACGUGCAAUUCGAAACGUUGCACAGUCCGACCAGGAAUCGUCACACGGACCAGGAUUGUUGCGGUCAAUCAAACUAGUUUACAAUAUCAACGAAGGUCGUGAUAAAGGCGUUUAUGGUUUCGACGGACCUGCCGAGGCUGGAAAUGGUGAUUUUAACAGUUCGUCACGUCUAAAAUGGGUGUUAAUUGUGGUCGUUGCCGUUUGUUUCAUACUUAUAAUUGCUGUUGUUGUUCUUGCCAUGUUGUACAAGCGAAAACGUAGAACAGUGAAUUCUAAGGUUAUUCAACCUGGCCAACAAAUGCAGGGGACUGAAGUCUAGAAAGAUCUUAUUUCUCGAAGUCCCAUGUAAUCGAUUGCACUCAUUUAUGGUUAAUGUGUUGCAAAUUAUGAUAUUCGUGACGACGAGGAAAGUGAGAGAAGAACUUCCGACAAAAUACACGAUGUCCAUUUUUAUUCACUUUAUGGUCAUCGUGGAAAAUGUACAAAAGAUUUUUAAGACAAUUUAACGAUUGAGUGUCGGUAGUUAAUAAAAUUAUGCGAUUUGCAAUUUAGAUUUCUUUAUCCCAAGGGAUGAAAAUUUUUCCAUUUGAGCCUAUUUAUGCUAUGAGAAUACUUAUAUAUUACUCAUUACUAGAGACUACCAUUAGAGGGAAACAGUUGUAAAAUUCUUUAAAUAUUCAAAUAUUUUAGCUUAGUGAGCAUGUCGUAAUUAGCAUACCAACUCUGAAAAUAUAUUUUGUACAAGUGCAUGCAGCAUGACUGACCGUUUCAUUAUUGAUGAAAGGCGUGGCGUGUAGGAGUGUAAAGUGUAGUCACAGUUGAUACGUAAUUUUAUUCAAACGAAGAAAGAGGAAACUAGUCAAACUACUUCAAAUAAUUAUAUUCAGCUAUAUUGUUAUGAACAGCAUCGAUGCUACUGAGUCUAGUAUUAUACGACAUAAUAAACUAAACCUUUAAUUUGUAAGAAUUUUGUAUUUUCAUAAAUUGUUCGAAAACCCAA
Messenger RNA from Xenia sp. Carnegie-2017, 10421 nucleotides. RefSeq names its product FRAS1-related extracellular matrix protein 2-like. The record is from RefSeq and is a predicted model, not a curated record. Gene Ontology annotation, cellular component: membrane. The coding region runs from base 501 to 9740 and encodes 3079 amino acids. Lineage: Eukaryota; Metazoa; Cnidaria; Anthozoa; Malacalcyonacea; Xeniidae. Gene Ontology annotation, biological process: cell communication. The transcript has 19 exons.